GGAAGCUGUUAUGUUAUUGAAGGAUUGAUAGCUUCCGGUAUUUCUGAUGUUUUAAUAACAUGAAGCUUAAGUGAUAAACUAACUUAUUAACAUGCUGACAUACCAAUUAACGGUACUGUGAUAAUAUUAAAGAUAUAUCACCAUGAUCAGAAAAUUAUGUGAAAGGCUGUUGAGAUGCUGCUGUAGAAAGCGAGGUUUUCGUUAUAAAGUUGCUUUAUUUAUAGUUGGAAUUGUUAUAACAUUUUAUUUAUUUAUAAUAAUUUUAAACGUGAUUGAAAAUAACUUGGAAGAAGAACAACCAAUCUUUCAUGUCUAUCAAGGUGAGCCAAAAGAUGAAAAAUUGCCAAUAAUUAUAUGGUGGACACCUUUUACUGGAGACACUGGUUCUUUUAAACAGUGUGGCCAACAUACUUGCUAUUUCACUGACCAAAGAAAAUAUAUAUCUGAUUCUCGAACAAGAGCUUUUCUUUUCUAUGGAAGCGAUUUCAAACCCACAGAUUUACCACUUCCCAGAUCACCUUCACAUGAUUGGGGUUUAUUACAUGAAGAAUCACCAAAGAAUAAUUUUUUAUUUUCUAUGGAGAAGGUCAUGCAGCUUUUUAAUCAUACUGCAACUUUUCGAAGGGAAUCUGAUCUCCCCCUUACAUUCCAGUAUCUGGAAAGUCUGGAAUCUUUGACUUCUAAAAAGUAUUUUGUGCCAACAACAGAAAAGAAUGAAAAAGGGAAAAUUCUUGCACCUCUCGUGUACUUACAUUCUGACUGCAAUACUCCUUCAGAACGUGAUUCGUAUGUGGAAGAACUAGCAAAGUACAUUCGUGUUGAUUCAUAUGGAAAAUGCCUUCAAAAUAAACAACUGCCUGCUCAUCUUUCAGAUCCAAUGAAAACUAUGGUUUCUCAUGAAAUAUUUUCACUGCUUUCUCAAUAUAAAUUCAACAUUGCUUUUGAAAAUGCUGUUUGCCAAGAUUAUAUUACUGAGAAGCUAUGGAGACCCCUUACUGUAGGGUCAGUGCCAAUUUAUUUUGGUUCUCCAAGAGUGGAGGAUUGGUUGCCAAAUCCCCAAUCUGCUAUUCUUGUUAGAAACUUUGAAAGCCCUAAGAAACUGGCUGAGUACUUAUUAAAAUUACAAGCUGAUGAUGCCGCUUAUGAGCAACAUUUGGAGCAUAAAAUCAGAGGCCAAAUAUCAAAUAAAAAACUCAUAGAUGCUAUGAAUGACAGGGAAUGGGGCAUCAAUAAUGAUCCAUCCAAAAAGAACUUUAUAGAUUGCUUUGAAUGUCUGGUUUGUAAAAGAGUGGCAGAAAACUACAAGCGUGAAUUAAGGAAUUCUUCACCAUUAAAAUUUCAAGCUACUCUUCAUCACUAUGGAUGCCCCAAGCCCGUUGGGAAUUUUACCUUGAAAGAGGACAGUCAAAAUUGGUGGCCUGAGCUAUAUGACAAAGCUGUCUAUGAAGCUCAAGCAAUGGAGAAUCUCAUGCAAAGAGGUACAAAUUACACAUCUACAGAUUUUUACCAGGAAGUGAUCAAUUUGCUUGAAAAUAGUGCUGUUAGAUGAGUAUGCGAUUCUGAAAGACAUGAAUUAUUCUUGUUAAAGAGCUUUCAUCAUUUGUUGACUGUACGUCAAAUUGUUAUAAGAUGUGUUCAUGUUUAGAUUUUAUUCAUAUAUAUACAGUGUUCUUCAACCAAAGCUACAUGUUAAAGUAAGCAUAAAAGGUGUUAUUACUUUUGUAAGUUAGGUUUAUAAAAUAAAUCAAUGUAAGUUCAUUUGUUUUUAUGGUACUUACAUAUUAUAGCAACUCCCCAAGUUUACUUGGAAAUCUUAGGAUCAUACCAAGAUCGCCAAUCUCCAUUAUGCAACUAUCUUGAUGAUAUUUCUUGAAUCUCAGUGUGUAUGUGUGUGGGGUAACGCUAUAUCUAUAUAAUUGACAGUUGGAUUAGAGAAUUUAAAGCAUUGAUGAUAUGUUUCUUUAAAUAUCCAAAUAAAAGCAGGAAUAUUAAUUUUUAUUUUAUUUAUUUCUCUAUUAUUUCAACAUUUUGCAGGUAAUCUAGUAAGAUUCCUCUUCAAAAUUAUAUAUGUGUGUAAAAUAUAUUGAAAUAUCUAUGAAAAUUUUAUACUUUAUUGCACAUUUUUUUGAAACAGAGUAAGCUCCACUAAGUUUGAUUAUAUUUGUUUGUUUAUAAUUAUAGGCUUAUAUUUAAUUUUAUUGCUAUCAUAUCUUCGAUUAAAAAAAUAAUGCAAUUUCUUUGUUAUUAAAUAUGUAACAUAUAUAAUUGGUUGUCUUAAAAUUUAAAUCGAAAUUGAAAAUGUAGGGAAUUUAUUAUUAUAUACUUUGCAACAUCUUCAUGAAAUAAUUUAUACAUGCAUUGGUUAAUAAAAGGCAUUUGUGUAUUAUUGCUACAAUGGCUUUAUCAAAGAAUAUAUAGAAAAUAAGAUUAAUUUGGUGAUAAUACAUGAAUACCUUGUCGUUUAUUGAUAAAUCUCUUAUCUCAAUCCAGAAGUAUUUCAUUUCAAUAAAUGUUAAGUGAUUGCAAUGUUUAUUAUUCAUUUUUAGUAUACAAAACUGUUAUAUUUUGGAAGCUAUAUUUCAUAAA
Molecule: messenger RNA, 2586 nt
Organism: Argiope bruennichi
Lineage: Eukaryota; Metazoa; Arthropoda; Arachnida; Araneae; Araneidae
Gene: FucTB
Product: alpha-(1,3)-fucosyltransferase 10-like
Exons: 7
Coding region: 143-1549 (468 amino acids)
Cellular component (GO): membrane
Molecular function (GO): alpha-(1->3)-fucosyltransferase activity
Source: RefSeq, a predicted model, not a curated record